This is a messenger RNA of Saxophila tyrrhenica, 672 nucleotides long. RefSeq lists its product as uncharacterized. Bases 1 to 672 code for a protein of 223 amino acids. The transcript is spliced from 2 exons. Gene Ontology annotation, biological process: protein modification process. NCBI's taxonomy places the organism in Eukaryota, Fungi, Ascomycota, Dothideomycetes, Mycosphaerellales, Extremaceae. Gene Ontology annotation, molecular function: protein-L-isoaspartate (D-aspartate) O-methyltransferase activity. The record is from RefSeq and is a predicted model, not a curated record. Gene Ontology annotation, cellular component: cytoplasm.
AUGGCCUGGCGAUCCUCCGGCGCCUCCAACGAAGCCCUCAUCGAGAACCUCUCCCGCCACGGCCUCAUCCCCUCCGACCGCGUCAAGAAAGCCAUGCUAGGCGUCGACCGCGCGCACUACGCCCCCGCCGCUCCUUACCAAGACUCCCCGCAGUCGAUCGGGCAUCGAGCAACGAUCUCUGCGCCGCACAUGCACGCUUCGGCGUGUGAGUCGCUGCUGCCGUACUUGAAGCCUGGGUCACGAGUGCUGGAUAUUGGGUCCGGAUCGGGGUAUCUGACGCAUGUGAUGGCGGAGCUCGUGAAGCCUGGGGGCACGGUGGUGGGGGUGGAGCAUAUUCAGCCGUUGGUGGAUAUUGGGACGAACAACACGCGGAAGAGUGGGGAGGGCAGGGAGUUGAUGGAUAAUGGUGGGAUCAAGUAUGUGAAGGCGGAUGGAAGGCUGGGGUAUCCGCAGGGCGCGCCGUAUGACGCGAUUCAUGUUGGGGCGGCGGCGUCGGAUUUUCAUCAAGCGUUGAUUGAUCAGCUUAAAGCGCCGGGACGGCUGUUCAUUCCGGUGGAGGAGGCGUACAUGCAGCACAUCUAUGUGAUUGACAAGAAGGAGGAUGGCAGUGUGGAGAGGAAGAAGGAGUAUGGGGUGCAGUAUGUUCCCUUGACCGAUGCACCGGUUGAUUGA